Messenger RNA from Zophobas morio, 3868 nucleotides. Its product is annotated as nostrin. Lineage: Eukaryota; Metazoa; Arthropoda; Insecta; Coleoptera; Tenebrionidae. The coding region runs from base 651 to 3668 and encodes 1005 amino acids. The transcript is spliced from 11 exons. Gene Ontology annotation, molecular function: protein binding. The record is from RefSeq and is a predicted model, not a curated record. Gene Ontology annotation, cellular component: plasma membrane; cytoplasm.
UGCACCUGUUAGACUUCACACCUCUAAAUAUUACAAGUUUUACACUUAGGCAAUAAUGUAAUCAAACAAUUAAAUUUAACUGUGCAACAAGUGGUGUUUAUUCACUGCAAGAGUGGUUCGCACGUGGUUCAAUGGGCAUCAAUGUAUAUCUGUUCUUAGUGGAGGAAGGCCGUAGAAUCUACACACACACAUGUGUUAAUUAUAGCACCGCAGACUUUAUAUAGUUAGGUCUUGCACUGCGUUGGCCCUGUAGCAGUCAAAUCGGGUAAUCGGUCUAGUCGAAUUGCGGAAAAUGAAAGUGCAGAAAGUCUAAUUAAAAUUCGGAAAACAAAAAAGUGCUGUAAUGCUUUUAAAAUUUUCUAUUAUCAUGGUGCUGUGACCGUAGUGCUUUACAAUGUCACUAUCAUAUGACAUCGAAACACAAUAAUGCGACCUUCCUAAUAAUUUACCUUUGCUUAACAGUUUCAACAACGUCAACAUAUUUCAUCUUUAUCUGACCGCAGUACUACACGUAUGUACGUACGUACACAAACUAAUUAAUGUUUAUUAUGCUGUAUUUUCUACUUUUUUUCACAAAUAAACGUCAGUAGAGGAGUAACUACUCGUUCACGGUACAUAAAACGAUUGUGAUUAUAAAUUGUGUUAACAAAAUGAAAAAACUCUGUAAUAAAAUUUCCAAGCAACAGUGGAGAAUUACCGUUCCGAGUAUCAACACUUCGAUCCUAAAAAAAGUUCCAAAUAAAAUUGCAGACGAUAUUAAAAGUAGUAGCAGAAAUUCGGGUUCAUAUGACUUGGAGCUGGCCCAAAAAGAGUACAACAAAAGCAGGAGCUUGCCAAAUAGUGUUUAUGUGAAUAGUGACAACAGUGAUAGCGAAGAUGAAAAAUUCGAAGACGCCAGAACCUCCGAUCGAAGUAACGUUGACACCAAUUUAUACACGAGCGAAGACGAUUUCCUUGAUACCGAACUUUACGCCGAUGUGGUAGUGAGUGAUAAAAUGGAAGAAUCUACCAGCAAAAAUAAACCCAGCACAUACCAAUACGAUGUGCCCAAAAUUAGUUUUUCCUUUUUUUCCAAACGUGAUUGUAAGAAAUGCGAAAAAAACGAAGAAAACACAUACGAAAACGAUCAAACUGACAACAAUAUGACACAAAGGAGUGAAGUUACAUUUAAGUUAGCUACCCCUGAGAGAGAAAUCACUGAGGAACAAUCCCCCGUGAAAAGUGAAAGUAUUGAAAUUUUGCCUGUAGUAGGAAUAAUCAAGUGUGGAAGUGACCCUAAUCUAGUGAUUCGGGAUAAAAGUGAAAACGAUGACGACGGUCUGUACAAGAUCCCUCGACGACUUGCCAAGUGCAGACUUUCUCAAUCCCUGAAUGAUUUUAAGUUAGAAGAGUUUCAAGCUUACACUUCUGAUCAUUCUAGUAUUGAACAUAUGUCGUGUAGUCAAGUUUUAGCACAAAAUCAAAAAAGUGUAGAACUUUCGAAAGGUCAAAGUUCAGAGAACAUGGAUUACUGUAAAACGCGAAGUAAACUACCUCUGAAGAUUCGAAGACCAACGUUUCUGAAAAAACCGAAAAAGGCUGUUGACACCUGGAACAAUUUUAGGCUUAAAUUGAAUAAUAUGAUGAUAGAACAUGCUGCUCAACAGCGAGUAGGUGCCUAUAGUGAUAAAGAAAAAGUUGUGAUCAAUUUUGAAGAAGUUUACAAACAUUCUAAAGAUAAGUGUAAAAGUGCGUUUCGAAGUACCACAAGGUUAUUUAAAAGAAAUCAAGAGAGUUUUGACAGUGAGAAUUCGAGUCAAAUUGUAAAAAAUGAUGCAUUUUUUGCAAGAAUGCCUAUUACGCCAAAGGAUAUCGAGUACAAGUUUAAUUUUAAUAGCAACGACAAUUCUAACAACGACGCUACGAGCAGCAAAAUCGUAGACAAAUUUGAAAGUGUAGACGAAAAACCAGAGUUUGACUUUUCUUCAAUCAGAUCUGCAUUUCGUCGAAGCAAGUUGGUACCAGAGGGUCAAAAUGGGUUCGAAGACCUCAGAAGAUAUGUUAAACAAGGAGGCGAUUUUUGCAAGGAACUUGCGACAAUACUUCAAGAAAGAGCUGAAGCCGAAGCCCAGUACGCGAAAAACUUGUCGAAACUCAGCUUGAAAUUGUCAAGGGCGUGUCGUGAUGGAGUCGGUGGUGUAAACGAAGCAUGGAAAGCAGUUGCUGCAGAAUUAGAAGCUAGGGCGGAAAUUCACAGACUAAUGGGUCAAGCCCUUUUAGAGGAAACAGCAAAACCUCUUCGCAAUUUAACCGAAAAUCAACAUAGAUCAAGAAAACAAUGCGAAACCACUGUGGACAAAGCUGCAAAAUCUUUAGCCGAAUGGCGAACAGCAGAAGCCAAAAGCAAAAAACAAAGCCAUACAUGUGCCAGAGAUAAUGAGAAAUUACAAGAUGCAGCUAUUUUGGAUACUACUCGUUCUGGAAAAUUGACAUUAUCCAGAAGCACUAGUUUAAUACAGCUGGCACAUAUACACAAUAAAAAUGGCGCAGAAAAGGAAAAUACCAAGUUGGAAGGAAAGAAACGAAAAGCCGAAGAUGCUGUGAAGAAGGCUGAUAUUGAAUACUACACACUUUGCGUUCGCGCAGAGAGAGCAAGACUGGAAUGGGAAUCUGCUGUUCAGCGAGGCGUAAAUACUUUUCAAUCUUUGGAAGAGGAAAGAUUAAGCAAUUUAAAAACUAUUUUAACGUCAUACCUUCAUCAUGGAGCCGAUCUUGGUCCUAGACUUAUCGAAGUCACCGAAAGACUCAAAGGUCCGGUCUUGCAGGGUGAACCGGGUAAAGAUUUGAGCACGUUUGUUAAUCUAAGACAGUCUUCUCAGCAAGUAUCUGAACAACUUCUUCCAGACUUCUAUUGCGAACACAUUACAUUAGCAAUGAAUAGGGAACGUCGAAAACAAGCGUUGGUUAAAUUAUUACAUUUAAUCCGACAAGAUAUAGAAAGAGAAAGGAAGUCAAAAAAUGGCCUAGAAAAUUUAUCGAAGGCAAUUAAACAAACUCCGAAUUUUGGUGCAGAAGAUUCACAGCAGAGUGUCAGUGAAAAGUUAUAUCACAUGAAAUCGAUGUUGACAUAUCUCGAAGGAGCGAGAUAUAAACUACAUAAUGCAUUAGCGGAACUAGAUAGUAAACCAAGAUCUGGGCAUCCAUUGGCGGCUCACAUUACCAUAACUAGGGACAAAUCUGGUUUACAACAAAGUAUACUUAAGGUGCCCCAGUGGUUAAGGGAAGAGUGGUUUGAUUCCGAAAAAAGUCCUGUGAGUGAAAAAUCCGUUAAAUCCAAUAAGUCUGAUAAUUCAGAUCCCCACAACAAUGACAUAGCUGAUCCAGAUUGGACGGAUAGGGGAGCCGCCGACGGAAACUCCAAUCAACCUGAUUCAGACUUUGACGAAUUUUCGUCACAGUGUAGUAGUGCAGACAACAUUUGCAAUCCUGAAGAAAAUCCAGUGCAACCCAUAGCGCAAUGCAAGGCAUUGUACGCCUAUACUCCAAAUUUAACAGACGAAUUAGCUUUACAACCAGGGGAUCUUCUGUCGGUUUAUCGCCAACAGGAUGACGGUUGGUGGCUGGGGGAAUGUAGAGGAAAUGUUGGUAUUUUUCCUGCAACUUACGUCGAGUUGAUCAAUUCAAAUUAAAGACUGGAUAUAACUAUUCCAAACUUAUAUUUGUAAGGAACACGUAAUGAGCAAUAUCCAUUUUUGGAAUACACUUUGUACAAAUAAUUUAUAAUUGUGUUGUAAAAAUUAUAACAAGUACUUUUGACGUACUUUACAGUUUUGUAUCAAGUUUGUAUUUUUCUUUUUGUAGUUUGCCUGUAAUAUACAUUAAUUGUUAA